Messenger RNA from Aspergillus fischeri NRRL 181, 939 nucleotides. RefSeq lists its product as uncharacterized. The record is from RefSeq and is a predicted model, not a curated record. NCBI's taxonomy places the organism in Eukaryota, Fungi, Ascomycota, Eurotiomycetes, Eurotiales, Aspergillaceae. The transcript has 4 exons. Bases 1 to 939 code for a protein of 312 amino acids.
AUGAGUUCAAACAAAUACAUCCGCGCAAGCGACUCUCAACUUCCCCAUGUCCCAGACCAGUGUACCUCCGGCACACACUCAUCAGGGUCACACCCUCACCAGUCAAAGGAAACGUUGCAGUUGCAGCGUAGCCGUCAAACAAGUGGGCACCAGAGCCGCGAGACCGACAUCCGUUCUGGGAAGGUCAUCCAGGGACCACCCAAAGCACUUGGACUUCCUCAGGUUGUAGGCUCAGAUAGUUCAACGUCUCACCCGCUCAUUGUUCGAGAAAAAGAGUCUCCCUGGAAUACGUUCAAGCCCGUCUUUAGCUGCAAGCUUGCGGGCACAGUGAUUAUCGCGGCGCAUAAAACCUGUCCGUCCCAGUUAGAAGCGAUUCGGGCAUAUUCUCCGGAGCAAGCCGACGAAAUGCUACGGACCUUUCAAAUAAUUCGACACGAAAACAUCCUCUCUGCUAAAGAGUGUUACAGGGAGGGGAACAGUCUCUUUGUUUUAGUCGAUGACCUUCCUCUCACUCUCGAGCACCUUAUCCUUAAUGGUUUACACUACCUGGUUGAGGCUGGAUUUGAGCACACGUCUUUAACCUCCUCGAAUAUCCUCCUCGGCUCAGAUGGGAUAAUUAAGAUUGCUGCAUUGGAGCACUGCGUUAAGCGGCCCCGGACACAGUCUCAAGCUCAAGUGAUCAAUUCCCUGGCCACCAUCAUGAUGCAGCUCAUGCAGAGCUAUGAAAUGGAUGAUGGAGUAAUUGGAGUUGAUGAUCUAGGACGCUGGCCUCCUGAUUCGGAAGCCUUUGGAUUUCUAGAGGCGAUAUCAUUAGCGCGCUCAGUGGAGGUCCUAAUGAAGCACCCAUUUGUGGCCAAAAAGCACCGACCAGGCGAACUAGUCGCGCUGGCUCGCCUGGCCCCGAUUGCGACAAAGACCUUUUAUUCCUGCAGAGUUUAA